UGUAAACAAACACUUUGGUGGGUCCGGUGGUGCUGGUGAGUCUAGGACGCAAAGCAAAGCCGACCGCGGCAGCAACCAGGACUCGGACGCGGAAACCUUCGUGAGCCAAACAGCAGCAGCGGAACGCCUUCGAAGGAGGGUGGUGCAGGAGCGGGACGAGAUCGAGUGCUCAAAAAGGACAAGGCCAGCUUCCUGCAGGAACUGCAGCUGUUCCCGGACCGGAAUGGGAUGGGAGGUAGGAAUGUGGAUUCGCACCGGUUGUAUUGGGUGGUGGUGGCCCGGGAUUGGUGGUUGAAGGUCAAUUCGAGUGAGGACUGGGGCGAGAUCAUCGAGGAGAUGGCGCUGCCGAAGCGUUGCGUGAACAACGAGAUUGCGUUGAAGAAGAUUAACUUCCGGUUUUUGGACAAGUACGCGAAUGUUUAUUUUCACGAAGGGCCUCCGACGAAGAGGAGGAAGACGAAAAGCUACAUAAUCGGAGGUGCUCAGCGCAGAUGUUGCACUUGGUGCCGGCGGUUUACAGCACCGCAACUUCCCGCCCACAAACACUCACGUCGCGACGGCGCAGCUUCAGCCGAAUGAAUCUGGACAGUGACCCAAAAAAAUCUGUGUCAUUCUCGAAGUAGGAUUACGUGCUCAAAAUCGAACUCCGUUCCGAGGGCCUCAUCAACUCCAUGUUCCGCAUGCGCUUCCAGCAUCGGGAACUCCCCGUUCAGGCACUUUACUUUCCAGCCGGGAAACGUCGACCACCCUUCCCGAAUCAAUGGCCAACUCCUCCAAGACUGUCCUGAUUGAGGCCGG
Culex pipiens pallens (northern house mosquito) is the source of this 798-nucleotide messenger RNA. Its product is annotated as AT-rich interactive domain-containing protein 2-like. Gene Ontology annotation, molecular function: DNA binding. The record is from RefSeq and is a predicted model, not a curated record. Lineage: Eukaryota; Metazoa; Arthropoda; Insecta; Diptera; Culicidae. The coding region runs from base 229 to 579 and encodes 116 amino acids. The transcript is spliced from 3 exons. Gene Ontology annotation, cellular component: SWI/SNF superfamily-type complex.